This is a messenger RNA of Juglans microcarpa x Juglans regia, 1403 nucleotides long. Its product is annotated as tropinone reductase homolog At5g06060-like. The record is from RefSeq and is a predicted model, not a curated record. Gene Ontology annotation, molecular function: oxidoreductase activity. Lineage: Eukaryota; Viridiplantae; Streptophyta; Magnoliopsida; Fagales; Juglandaceae.
UAAGAAUCGCGCGAUUACUGAAAUGACUGUCCGACCGUGAACCUCAAACUCCCAGCACUGCUUGCUUGCUGGGCGGCUGCAAUGUCUCAGACCCUUCUUCCAACUCCCCCUACACCGUCCCCGUCUUCUUCUUCCUCUUCUUCAUUAUUCUCAAACCUAACGAUUCCACAUUCAUCCCUUCAUUCCAAGCUCCGAAUAUCACAACCCACCCGCGUAAGACCCAUCCGAAGCCAACAACCCAGAUUACUUUCAAGCAGAAACAGUGGCCCCACUGACAAUCCCAGAUGGUCGCUCAGCGGGAUGACCGCCCUCGUUACCGGCGGCACUCGCGGAAUCGGGCAUGCCAUUGUGGAGGAACUGGCGGGCCUUGGGGCGACAGUGCAUACGUGUUGUAGGAAUUCAAGUGAGCUGGAUGUGUGCUUGAGGGAAUGGGAUAAUUUGGGUUUUGGGGUAACUGGGUCAGUGUGUGAUGUGUCAGUUCGAGUUCAGAGAGAGGAACUCAUGGGGACUGUGUCUUCUGUGUUUGAUGGGAAGCUCAACAUCCUCAUAAAUAAUGUUGGGACAAACAUAAGGAAACCAAUGGUGGAUUUCACAGCUGAUGAAUUCUCUACUCUCAUGUCGACCAACUUCGAGUCUGUUUUCCAUAUAUCCCAACUUGCUUAUCAACCUAUGAAAGCAUCGGGAUUUGGAAGCAUUGUAUUCACGUCCUCUGUAACGGGUUUUGUCUCACUGAAGUCUAUGUCUGUUCAUGGUGCAACAAAAGGAGCAAUCAAUCAACUCACUAAAAGUCUGGCUUGUGAGGCGAAAGAUAAUAUAAGAAGUAAUGCUGUGGCGCCUUGGUACAUCAGAACCUCAAUGGUGGAGCAGGUACUUAGCAACAAAGAAUAUCUAGAAGAGGUGUAUUCUCGAACUCCUCUUCGGCGUCUUGGAGAGCCAAAGGAGGUUUCGUCUCUUGUAGCAUUCCUUUGCUUACCUGCAUCAUCCUACAUCACUGGCCAGAUUAUUUGUGUUGAUGGAGGGAUGUCUGUCAAUGGUUUCUACCCAAGACAUGACUAGAAGAGCCAACUUAACCAUUAUGUUGAUUUACGUUCUCUUAAUUGACCCCAGAAAGUCUAGUCUCCACUAGUUAUGACCUAGCCUUGGCAUUCCCCUGCACUCCUGCUUCUCUUUUGCAGUACCACAAAGAAACAAUUUUUUUUUCCCAAUUAUCACUCUUCCUAUUACUCAGUAAUUUUUACCCUCCUUUUUUUAAGCCUUCAAAUAGUUCAUGGUCCGAUUGUAUUACUGUCAACCUUUACCAUUGUUUCAUUAAAAUAUCUCCUAAUCAGGAAACGGUUUGAAGAAAAAGAUGUCUUGGAUGUACAAUUUGGAAACUAAUGUGGACUAGUAUGAAUAUUUUAUUU